Molecule: messenger RNA, 3206 nt
Organism: Pelmatolapia mariae (spotted tilapia)
Lineage: Eukaryota; Metazoa; Chordata; Actinopteri; Cichliformes; Cichlidae
Product: interleukin-2 receptor subunit beta-like
Exons: 10
Coding region: 214-2076 (620 amino acids)
Biological process (GO): cytokine-mediated signaling pathway
Cellular component (GO): membrane; external side of plasma membrane
Molecular function (GO): cytokine receptor activity; protein binding
Source: RefSeq, a predicted model, not a curated record
UUUAGUCAAAGAAAUGUUUAGGGUACACGGCCUGAAUAACCCUACAGACAUGGCAAUGACGGCACACUGAACAACUCUGGAACGGAUGAGAAAAAUUGGGAAGCAGUGAGCCAAAGUCUGGAGCGACUACGAUCCUUCAAAUCUUCCAGUCACUGAGCUUUGGAAACAAACCAUCCCAGUGGCCUCAAAGAAAGAAAACUGAGGACUUAACAAAUGGAGAGAAAUAAGAAAACUCUUUCCUUUCUUAUUUUGCUGCCUCUGCUGCUGCUCUGCAGAAGUGAUGAGUGUCCCAGGCUUCCAGAGAAUCUCACUUGCUACACUGACUACAAUAGAAACAUCACAUGUUUGUGGAACAGCAAAUACGUGUCUGAUGACACUGCAUGCACGAUACAUGCUCAAUUUAAAUCUAACCGCAUGUUUUACAACGCUUCCUGUGACCUAAAGUCUGUUGACAUCUCCAGACCAGACCUAAAGGAGUGCACCCUCAUCUUUGAAAUGGAAUACACUUUUCUGUCUUUCCAUGUGUUGUCCAUGAAUCUGAGCUGUGCUCAUAUGAAGCAGAGUCUAAUCACUUCCUACAAGCCAUCCUGUCACAUAAAGGUGAAUCCUCCUUCGAAGCCAGAAGUCAACGCCACCUCUGUUUCCUGGUUGUCCCAAGUCCCCGAACAUGAAAUGAUCAGUUUAUACAGAACUGAAGUGCAGUGGAAGCAGCAGGAUCAGUCAUGGAGUGAUCCCACCGUGCAGAAAAAACUUGACAUUCAGUGCGAGGAUGAGUGCAGGGCAGAGCUGGAGCCAGACAAACUGAUACAAGGCGAGAAGUACGAGGUACGAGUUCGUGUGCGGUCUGUUAAACCUCAACCCCAGGGAGCCUGGAGCGACUGGAGCCCCACUGCAUCAUGGGAGUCACCAGUAGGAAAAAGAAAACCACCAUCAGGUGUUCCUAGACUUGUUGUGUGCAUAAUUACAGCAGGUGUUGUAGUGUUAAUGGCAGUCAUUCUCUGCACAACUAAAAAACACUGGGUUUAUGUAGUAAAGACAAUGAAAGGUCAGCCCGUACCAGACCCAGGAAAAUCCUUCCUGCAGAAUGUACAUUUUAAGAGUGGGUUCCCCAGUGAAUACUUUCACUCCUUCUUGAAACCAGUGGAAAUGAUCACUGUAGAAUUAACCUCGCCUGUGGAUGUUGUUGUGACCUACAAGCCAGAUGAGAAGAUGGUGUUGAACAAAGGCAGCUAUGACUCCACCAGCUCCACCUUCACUAACCCAAGUUACUCUGAGCUUUGUAGCCCUCCUCCUAUUUCCUCACUCACUGCUGGGAAUCUGAAGCCCUGUGCGGCUGACACGCCUUAUGGCCCUGUUGGUGCUCAGGUUGAAGGAAAAAGCGCAGAACAGGAAAGCGAUGAAGCGAGAGAGAAAGAAAAGAUGUUAAUGUUGCUGCUCAAAGGCAGCAGUAACAGUGAGUCAGUGCAGGUGAUUUCAGACUACGAGAAAACUGAGAGGCUCGACAAUGAUCGAUUUAGGCUUCAGAGUCUAGAUUCAGGCAUGUGCAGUUGUGAAGAGGUCAGUGAAGAGAGCAUGGAGGCAGAUAGCAUCAAUAUGACUGAUAGCCAUGAUGAGGAACCUGAGGGUGAGGAAGAGAAGGAGGGAGGGAAUGAACAAAAGGCAGAUUUUCAGAGGCUGUUUGGAAGCAGCAGAGGUGUGUUUGGCAAGUCUAUCCAGGUUUGUUCUGAUUAUGAGCGAGUGGAGAAACAGCAGGCUGACAGCCCGGAGCUUCCCAGCUUGGAUUCAGGUGUUAGCAGUGGGGGAGAGGAGCAGCUGAGUCAGGAUGAGGGCAUGGAGGAUGUUGAUAAGUCCACUGAAUCUACACGCUUCCUGUUUCCACCUCAUCCUUCCAGUGCUUUACCAUGCUCCCUGCUCUCUUUUCCACAACUGCCUUUGAACUUGCCUGGGCCACGUCUGAGUCCAGCUUUGCAGCUCCAGCCAGGUCACAUGACACAGGGGUUUGCUCUGUUGUCAACAGGAAGGUCGGUGGAGCCCUCUGGUGAUGGAUAUAUGCCAGUGAAACAGGAGGAGGGCUGAGAACAGACAGCAGGCUCAACUAGCAGGACAAAAUAGCAUGUAGCACUUGGAGGAGUCAUCACAGUCAGUUCUCAGGAAAAUGUAACAUCACAUAAAUAUUUCUCUUCUGCUCAGUUUUCAGCAACUUUGACAGUUCCAUGAAUGUAUUUUACUUUUGUUUUUUAUAUAUUUAUAUCAAUAUUUAUGCCUGCUCAGAAGCUCAUAGACAGUUACUGUCACCCCAGAAUAAAAUAAUGUGACUCUUUCUACAAUGUAAAGGCUGCCCUCUCUGCCAUUACACUAGCUGACCUGACUGACUCUAAACUGCGUAAAUCUGUGUAAACUGUGGUAAAAUUCCCUACAUGGACUAAAGUUUUUGGCCACAUACAUAUUGAGCUAUUUAAAUCCAUACCAUGAAGCUUCCAGUGCACAUUUUUUAUCCUGAUGUCAGUGGCAGAGGAGGUUUGGAGCUGUGCAGAGCCUUGGUGGCUUUUACUGACUAUGCACGCCUGCACUCACUUUCUCAGCUUAUGUUGUCUGACACUUCGUAGCAUAGUAUUACAGUACCACACUAUGAGAGCAGUGAACUGUUCAGACCCAUUCUUUCACAAAUACUUGCAAAGGCAGACUGCAUGGAUGCUUAAUUUUAUACACCUGUAGUCAUGGAACUGAAACACCUGAAUUCAUCAAUUCAGAGGUGUGGCCCAAUACUUUUGGCCAUAUAGCAGCAUAUUUAACAAUGUUGGAUUGCUUGUUUGUAACAGACUAACUUGGUAACUUUAUUGCAGAAAACAUAUUACCUUGUAUGCUACAACAGGCAAAUAACCAGAGUACUCUAUUAUGCGUAUACUUUAUCAUGCUUGGUUUCAGGACUGCAGUGUUGACGGUCUUUAUGUUGUGUUUUUCUGGAUUCGAUUGUGCAAAUUUUAUUUUAAACAAAUGUCUUAAAGAGCGCAUUUUAAUUUUUAUGUUUUGGAUACAUAAAGGCAGUGUGUACAGAUGGUUAAAUGACCGCACUGUAGGUACAGUGACAAUGAUUUUGAUUUUAUUUAUUCUUGUGUGGCAGCUAUUUACUGACUUUAAGAAGUUAUUUGAAAUUAUGUCAUGUCAUGAAUAACAGUUAUUUUCCAUGAAAACUAAAAAUGGUUAAA